Perkinsus marinus ATCC 50983 is the source of this 183-nucleotide messenger RNA. RefSeq lists its product as hypothetical. The annotation marks the transcript as partial. The transcript has a single exon. NCBI's taxonomy places the organism in Eukaryota, Perkinsozoa, Perkinsida, Perkinsidae. The record is from RefSeq and is a predicted model, not a curated record.
AUGUUGUCUAAGAUGACCGACAAAGAGAGUAAUUGGCAGGCCAAGAAGGGUAAUCCUACUAGCCUCAACCCUAGAAGGUCUAAGGAGAGUAUUAUUAAGCUAUUCGAGGCCACUAUUAUUGAAGCCAUUAAUGGUGGGUGGGUUACUCUGCAUGAGCACUACAGCUACUACUUUGAGGACACG